This is a messenger RNA of Plasmodium relictum, 1338 nucleotides long. RefSeq names its product alkaline phosphatase, putative. NCBI's taxonomy places the organism in Eukaryota, Apicomplexa, Aconoidasida, Haemosporida, Plasmodiidae. The coding region runs from base 1 to 1338 and encodes 445 amino acids. The transcript is spliced from 2 exons. The record is from RefSeq and is a predicted model, not a curated record.
AUGAAAACGAGUAUAAAAAUAAUUUUUACACUUUUUAUUUUUAUAAAAUAUGUUAACAGCCAAGCAGACCAUAUUAUUCAUGAAAAAUUAACAAAAUUCGUUUUUUUAAGUUGCAAUUCUCAGAAAUCAAAAAAAAAUGAAAAACUAUUGAAAUCAAUAGAGAAAAUUAAACCUCAACUUAUGUUGUGGAUAGGAGAUUAUUUUUACUCUGAUUGUAGUGAGUUAAAGUGUUUAGAUGAAGCAUAUGAUUAUAUAAAAAAAGAUCCGUUUUAUUUAAGAUUAAAAGAAAAGUUUAUUAUUGAUGGUAUAUAUGAUGAUCACGAUUAUAACAAAAACAAUGGGGAUAGAUUGUAUAAGUAUAAAAAGGAAAGUAAGAAAAAAUAUUUAGAUUAUUUAAAUGUAGACAAAAAUGACGUAAGAUAUAAAAGAAAUGGAGCAUAUGUAUCCAAAUUAUAUAUUGACCCCGUAAAUGAAAAAAAUCAAGUAAAAAUAAUUAUCUUAGAUACAAGAUAUAAUAAAGAUCCUUAUCCCUUUUAUGCUCCUGAUUCAUACAAUGAUUUUUUUAUGUGUAUAUUUGUUUCUUUUUUUGCCCGUUUUCAUUCAUCUAUAUUUGGAUUACACUGCAAUAGUAAAAAUGACAUUUUAGGAAAUGAGCAAUGGGAAUGGUUAGAAAAAGAACUAACUAAUUCGGAUGCUCGGGCUCAUAUUAUUAUUUCAUCUACACAUAUUUUUUCUAAUCAUAUAGUGAAUGAGAAUUGGGGUUUAAUGCCUUACUCUCUGAGGCGAUUAAAAGAGUUAAUAAAAAAAACAAAGCCAAAAGGUUUAAUUUUUUUAAGUGGUGAUGUACAUUUUAGUAGCAUAAUUGGAAAUGAAGAUAACAUAGUAGAAGUAACAAGCAGCGGUGUAAAUCAAGAAAAUAUUUUUAGUUAUAUAAAUAAAUAUUUUGUUUAUUUUUUUUCAAGUAUUAUAAAUAAAAGAAGUGCUUUUGAAUUAAAGAAUAUAUAUGCCUUUAAUAAUUUUGGUACAGUUAAUAUAGAUUAUAUAAAUGAAAAUGAAAUAAAAAUUAAAACUUCUGUUAACGAUUCUGGUGGUAAUGAAGUUUUAGUAGCCAAUCAAGUCUUUAAUAAUAAAAAAAAUAUAUAUGAAAAGUCAGAUAAACUUCACGUAAUUAAUGAUGAAUUUGGUACUUUCAUAUGUAAAGGAAAAGUAAAAAUAUUUUUACAUAUUAUUGUUUAUAUUCUAUUUUUAUUGUGGUUUGCUCAAAUAAUUUUUAUUUUAUAUAAAUUAUUUGGAAUUCACAAAGGUGCAAAAGUUGAUAAAAAGAAAAAAACUCAAUAA